Alternaria burnsii is the source of this 642-nucleotide messenger RNA. RefSeq lists its product as uncharacterized. The coding region runs from base 1 to 642 and encodes 213 amino acids. NCBI's taxonomy places the organism in Eukaryota, Fungi, Ascomycota, Dothideomycetes, Pleosporales, Pleosporaceae. The record is from RefSeq and is a predicted model, not a curated record. The transcript is spliced from 2 exons.
AUGGAAUCUAUUCAGACCGAUGGAGGGCACAGGCCCCGCUCGCCCGACGAAACAUCUCCCUUUCGACGGCUGCCACGUCAAGAAGACGCGCCGAAUGGACGGGUACUGGCGGAUCUCUUCCAACCACACGCUCCACUGCCUAGUUCGCAGCUAUCUAACGACCAACGCGAACAGGCAAACAGAAACCCACAAAACCCUCCAGAUGGAGCAGCCGACACAGUUGUCGCACAUGGGGAUCGCUCAGCGACGGCCGCCGAAGGCGAGAGCCAACACCAGCUACACCAGCUACCCCAGUACCAGCAAUUCCUCCUCUUGCCAAUAGAUCCACGAUACCUCACCCCGCAAUUCCUCGCUAUCGCUUCAAACCCUGCACACAGUGUGGGGGAUAGAACGCCUACCCCCCGAUCGCCACUGAUACCUCCGCUCACCGUGAGCACUGGAGACAGAACUCCUACCGCCGAAUCCCCUCGAACUCCCACAGUUGAUGCAUCUUCAAUACCACCACUUUCGCUCGGUACUGGGAACAAGACGCCCACGGAAGAGGCGUCUCGAAUCCCACAAGAUGAUGUUGACCCAUGCUCGCCCACUUUAUCGACAGGAAGUGAGGUGAGCAUAGGAGACUGCCUUCCGGAAUACAUUUGA